This is a messenger RNA of Trichoderma breve, 1737 nucleotides long. Its product is annotated as protein kinase domain-containing protein. Gene Ontology annotation, cellular component: cAMP-dependent protein kinase complex; nucleus. Gene Ontology annotation, biological process: peptidyl-serine phosphorylation. Lineage: Eukaryota; Fungi; Ascomycota; Sordariomycetes; Hypocreales; Hypocreaceae. Bases 1 to 1737 code for a protein of 578 amino acids. Gene Ontology annotation, molecular function: ATP binding; cAMP-dependent protein kinase activity. The record is from RefSeq and is a predicted model, not a curated record. The transcript is spliced from 5 exons.
AUGCCUUCCUUCGGCUCAUUCCUCAAGAAGAAGCGGACAAAGGAGGGCAGCUCUGACCCCUCAGCCAAAGCCAGCACCAGCACCAGUAACGGCAAUAGCUUGAGCACUGCCAACCCCACCAGCCCCGUCGCACCCACGCCGGGCUCGAGGCACUUGGAUUCGACACAGCCGCGAGUGACGCCCGGGUCGAGUACGAGUGCCACUGCAGCUACAGCGACUACAGGCGACAGCAAUCACGCCGCUUCAGCCUCAGGUCAACAAGCGUCAACUCUCGCUCCCGCCCCUGCUACUGCCGCCGCCGCGCGAGACCCGGCCACGGCCGUUCCUCCCACCGCUGCUCCUGACCCGGACCGCCAGCCAGCCAUGAAUCCCGUCAACGUUCAGUCGCCUCACUCGUACGCGCCGGGUCACGACUCGCAGAACCUCCCCAGCAUCAGCAACCUCAUCAAUUCGCCCCAGAAUGACGGCUCGACCAACGGCUACCCCCCCUCGCCGUAUCAGAACUCCGCUGCCGUAGGCUCCCAGAUGGCCGACCAAAAUGCCCAGCUGCAGCAACAGCAGCUUCUACAGCAGCAACAACAGCAGCAACAGCAGCAUUUGUCGUCGGAAAUGCAGCUCGAUCCUCCUCAUCAGCAACAGCAACAGCAGCCGCAACAACAACAACCCCAGCAGCAACCGCCCCAACAACAGCAACAACAACAGCAACAACCCCAGCAGCAUCACCAGAUCCACCAUGGCCACAGCGUAUCGCUAUCCCAGCCCCGCGUCACCAAGGGCAAGUAUUCGCUCGGCGACUUUGAGAUCCUGAGAACGCUCGGUACCGGUAGCUUCGGGCGCGUUCACCUGGUCCAGUCCAAGCACAACCAGCGCUUCUAUGCCGUCAAAGUGCUCAAGAAGGCGCAGGUGGUCAAGAUGAAGCAGGUCGAGCACACAAACGACGAGCGCCGCAUGCUCAGCGACGUCAAGCACCCGUUCCUCAUCACCCUGUGGGGUACCUUUCAGGACUGGAAGAAUCUCUACAUGGUCAUGGACUUUGUCGAGGGCGGCGAGCUGUUUUCGCUGCUAAGAAAAUCCGGGCGGUUUCCUAACCCGGUCGCCAAAUUCUACGCUGCCGAGGCCACGUUGGCAUUGGAAUACCUGCACUCCAAAAACAUCAUUUACCGCGAUUUGAAGCCCGAAAACUUGCUGCUGGAUCGGCAUGGACACCUGAAAAUCACCGAUUUUGGCUUCGCGAAGCGGGUGCCGGACAAGACAUGGACGCUCUGCGGAACACCAGAUUAUCUCGCUCCUGAAGUAGUCUCUAACAAGGGCUACAACAAGUCUGUAGACUGGUGGUCCCUCGGAAUUUUGAUAUACGAGAUGCUUUGUGGAUACACGCCAUUCUGGGACAGCGGCUCUCCCAUGCGCAUAUACGAAAACAUUCUCAAGGGCAAGGUCAAGUACCCCGCGUAUAUAAACCCGGAUGCUCAGAACCUGCUCGAGCGGCUGAUCACGGCAGACUUGACCAAGAGAUUGGGCAAUCUGUUUGGAGGCUCACAAGACGUCAGGAACCAUCCGUGGUUUGCAGAAGUCACGUGGGACCGGUUGGCUCGCAAAGACAUUGAUGCUCCGUAUACGCCGCCAGUCAAGGCUGGAGCCGGCGACGCCAGCCAGUUUGACCGAUACCCCGAGGACCCUGAAAAGUACGGGGGUCCGGGCGGUCAUGAUGAGUACGGCAAUCUGUUUACUGAAUUCUAA